UUUCUUUCAGCUAUGAUUAUUAUUGGGUGCGUGGCGUUAAUAUUUAUUUUUGAAAAAGGAAAUGCUAUGUUCACAACGGAAAAUAGCCUCAGUUUCUAUUGUACAGAGCCUCAUACGUUUAUGUGCGAAAACAAACGUUGUAUCUCAGAUAUUAAAAAAUGCGAUGGUGUAAACGAUUGUGGUGAUAACUCAGACGAAGAAGACUGUGGCAUUUUAGAGGCGGCGACAUUAAUUGUGGAUGAUAAUUCAUGUAAACCACCUCAUUGGUUUCAAUGCAAACGUAGAAAAAAAUGUAUUUCCCAAGUCUUUCUAUGCGAUGGUGAAAACGAUUGUGGUGAUUUUUCAGAUGAAGAAAAUUGUAAAUCAUCAACGCUAAAAGCUUUAAUGUCCUCCAAUUCAACUUGCGAAGAAAAUCAUUGGCAAUGCGAUGAUAAAUUGUGCAUCGCCAAGGAAUGGGUAUGCAACGGGGAGGUUGAUUGUUUAGAUGGUUCGGAUGAAACAACAGGUUGUAAAAGUAACAUUACUUGCGAUGGAGGUUUUAAAUGUCGAAGUAGUGGGUUGUGUAUUCCAAAAUAUGCUGUCUGUGAUACUUUUAACGACUGUGCAGACAAAUCGGAUGAAGCCAACUGUAAGCUUCUACCAGUUUCACCAGAAAAUUGUAAUAUUGACCAGCGAAGGUACCUUUGCCACGAUAAUAUUUCUUGCAUAGAAUUGCAUCAUUUAUGCGAUGGAAAACCUGAUUGUCCGGAUAAGUCCGACGAAAGUUUACUUUGUAGCAUCCUUAAAUGCACCCCCGGUCAUUGUUCUCAUGAUUGCGUUUCGUUUCCUACAGGACCAAAAUGUCUUUGUCCUGUUGGAUUUCAUACGGUCAACGAAAAGGAUUGCGUAGAUAUCAACGAAUGCGAAAUUUACGGCAUAUGUGACCAAAAAUGUCGAAAUAAUCUCGGUUCUUAUGAAUGCUAUUGCGAUGAAAACUACGUAUUACAAUCGGAUAAAAGAACCUGUCUCGCCAAAAACGGCGAAGCCUUAAUGGUAUUCAGUACUGUGUCAGAGCUAAGGGGGCUAUUUUUGCAGUCUCACGUUUAUUUCUCACUUGCGAAGGGUUUGAAUCAGGCAAUCGGUGUAGAUUUCGACGGUGAACAUUUAUAUUGGACCGACGUCUUUUCGGAAUCGGAAAGCAUAACUCGCGCCCGAGAAGAUGGAACCCAUAGGGAGUUAAUCGUUACAUCCGGAUUGGUGACCCCUGAAGACAUUUGCAUCGAUUGGAUCACAAAAAAUCUUUACUUUACCGAUUCCGAUAUGCAGCAUAUCGGAGUUUGUACGAGUGACGGAUCUCAUUGCACUGUUAUCAUGAACGAAGACAUUGAUAAGCCAAGAGGGAUUGUUCUAAAUCCUUCAGUAGGAUUUGCAGGCAUAUGUGACCAAAAAUGUCGAAAUAAUCUCGGUUCUUAUGAAUGCUAUUGCGAUGAAAACUACGUAUUACAAUCGGAUAAAAGAACCUGUCUCGCCAAAAACGGCGAAGCCUUAAUGGUAUUCAGUACUGUGUCAGAGCUAAGGGGGCUAUUUUUGCAGUCUCACGUUUAUUUCUCACUUGCGAAGGGUUUGAAUCAGGCAAUCGGUGUAGAUUUCGACGGUGAACAUUUAUAUUGGACCGACGUCUUUUCGGAAUCGGAAAGCAUAACUCGCGCCCGAGAAGAUGGAACCCAUAGGGAGUUAAUCGUUACAUCCGGAUUGGUGACCCCUGAAGACAUUUGCAUCGAUUGGAUCACAAAAAAUCUUUACUUUACCGAUUCCGAUAUGCAGCAUAUCGGAGUUUGUACUAGUGACGGAUCUCAUUGCACUGUUAUCAUGAACGAAGACAUUGAUAAGCCAAGAGGGAUUGUUCUAAAUCCUUCAGUAGGGGAAAUGUAUUGGACCGAUUGGGGCAAUUUUUCGAAAAUUGGGAGAUCAAAAAUGGACGGUUCUGAUUAUACGGUUUUUGUAAGUGACAAAAUUCAUUGGCCCAAUGGUUUAGCACUUGAUUACCAUAACGAAAGACUCUAUUGGACCGAUGCCAAACACACUACCAUUGAAAGUAUACGUUUAGACGGCACAGACAGAAGGACCAUCCUGGAAGGAAUAGUAAAACAUCCGUACUCUAUAGCAGUGUUUGAGAAUAGAUUAUAUUGGUCCGACUGGGCUACUCAAUCCCUAGAAUCCUGCGAGAAAUUUACUUGUAAAAAUAGAAAAACUCUGGUUACAGAAAUUAAUCAUAAAAUUUAUGGAAUUCGUAUACACCAUUCGUCCAUGAAAAACACUUCUAUUCAUAAUCCAUGUGCAGGCUCAUUGUGUAGCGAUAUUUGUCUUUUAAGGGGAACUUCGUACAGCUGCGCCUGUCCUCAGGAGAAAACUCUUUCCUCUGAUAAACAUACGUGCUUAGAGGAUAAAAAGAAAGAAUUUGUGAUUGCUGGUACGAGAAAUCUUUUAGUAUCGAUCGACUAUAAAUUAUUAGGAAAACAUCAAGUGACAACGCUACCUGUUGAUGCAAAAGAAAUUGGCGCGAUCGCUUACAAUGGAGAAUCAAAUUCAUUAAUAAUUUUCGAGUCAUGGACGAAGACAUUCCUAUCAAUGGAUUUGGUGUUUCUUAUCACGGAUUCGCUUUUUACGGAUUUAACAAUUGGAGCAGUAUCGUCUGUUCAGUAUGAUGCUUUAGGUAAAAACAUCUAUUGGUGCGAUAGUGUUAAGGCAACCGUCAACGUUUAUAGCUUGCAAACAAAUGCGAAAACAGUUUUAUUGCACGAUUUGGAAGAAGAAUCACCAAUUGCUAUGGUACUGAUACCAUCUGAGGGAUUAAUGUUUGUUGCUUUCAAAAAGGUCUUCACAGUUCACAUAGAUCGUAUGUUAAUGGAUGGUACAAGCCGAACUCAUGUAAUUGAACAAGGUCUCUUGGGACCAGUCAAUCUGAUGUACGAUUUCCAAUUGUCUCGAGUGUUUUGGACAGAUUUCGACACUGGAAACAUUGAAAGCACAAGCAUAGAAGGCGAUGAUAGACAUGGAUUCCGUUCGCUAUUAACAAAUCCUACAGGCAUUGCUUCUACUAGUGAUAAUGUAUUUUGGAGUGUUCGAAAUUCAGCAAAAUUGUUUUGUUCUAACAAAGUUCAGAACCGAAGUCUACUGUUACAUCGAAAACUUGAUUUGGGUUUCUCAGACAACGAAAGAAUAAUUCAUUUGGUAUCUGUGACGCCUCACAGAAAUGCACAUCAUCCCUGUCAAGUUAAUAAUGGAAAUUGUAGUCACAUUUGUUUGGUAUCCAGGAAAGAUUAUUCCUGUGCCUGUCCGCUGGGAUUGAAACUAGGAACCGACCAAAAGAACUGUUAUAAGCCUGUUGUUUGUGAACAUCACGAAUUUUUCUGUUCUAAACCGAUGCAUUGCAUCCCUCAAUCAAUGCGAUGCAACGGCCACGAAGAUUGUGUAGGGGGCGAAGACGAAGAGGGUUGUAAGCCGAAAGUGCAAUGUCCAGCGCGACAUUUCCAGUGUGAGACUGGUGAAUGUAUCAGGGAAGAAUUGGCCUGCAAUUUUCAUUAUGAUUUGGUUUGGUCAAAAAUAUUUGCAAUUCCUUUGAUAGGUUCUAAAUCGUGUACAUCCAAUAAGUUCUCCUGUACCAACGGUCUUUGCAUCGAUAAAUCUUUACGUUGCAAUGGUGUAGAUGAUUGUGGUGAUGCUACCGACGAAAUGUAUUGUGACGUCAUACUAGAUGAGAAUGGGUGUCGACCAAGUGAGUUUUCAUGCACCCAGAACAAGACCAUUUGCCUUCCACUAAACGCGAAAUGUAAUGGAACGUCUGAAUGUCCUCAUCACGAAGACGAAACGAAUUGUACCAAAUGUCACACUGAACAGUUCGAGUGUAACAACAAAAAGUGUAUUUCAUCCCAGUGGGUUUGCGAUGGAGCCAACGACUGUGGCGAUGAUUCUGACGAAUCUCCCGAUCUUUGUGUCCAUCACGUCUUCCCAUCAAUGCCCCACGUUCAUGUACCCUGCAAAGAUGGCUUCCGGUGUAAAAACGGUAACUGCAUCGACAUGUCUUUGGUCUGUGAUGGUCACGAAAAUUGUUACGACGGUUCCGAUGAGUACGGAUCUUGUUCGGAACGAUGCGAGACCAAUAAUCCGUGCUCGCAAGUUUGUCAUCCGACGCCAUCGGGACCCAUGUGUUCUUGCUUGAAAGGUUACCAACUGAGCGGAAAUGGUCACACUUGCACGGAUAUCAAGGAAUGUUCAAGUGAUCCUCCGGUUUGCAGUCAGAAAUGUCAAGAACGGGACGGAGGGUUCAGUUGUGAUUGCUUUGAUGGCUUCGUUAUAAGAGCUGAUAGAAUAUCUUGCAAGGGCGUUGGAAAUCCCAUGGAAAUGGUUGUCAGUACCUUUAACGAAAUUUAUCUGUAUUCCCAGCACAAGAGAUCAAUUUCAGUCUUAUUCCGACAGGAGUCGCCCAAAAUCACAGGACUCGACGUUUCCCUGAGAACAAGUCACGUCUAUUUCAGUGUUCAAGAUCUCCAAACCAUUUCACGUAUUCACAUUUUAUCUGGUAAAAGAGAAUUCCUGUCCGAUAUUGGUUAUCCGAAAAUGUUAAGCGUGGAUUGGGUCACGGAAAACGUUUACUACUUCGACGCCGAUACCAGAUCGAAAUCGAUCAAAGUUUGUAAUUUUGAACAACAGAAAUGUGCCAAGAUAUUGAAUAUAACAAGAGAUACGGACGUGUCUACACUCGUGGUGGAUCCGAUAAACAAAUAUUUGUUUUAUACCCAAGUCCAUUGGUGGGUGUUCAACACCCCCACCAGUAUAAUGUACAGAUGCAAUUUGGACGGAACCAGUUGCUUCGAAAUGGCAGAGUCCAUCAAAGGACUGAUCACUGGAAUUGCGUAUGAUCUGAAUAAGAAGAAGUUGUAUUACGCCAAUCAACACGAGAGCGUCAUAUUGAGAAUAGAUUAUGACGGUAAAGGCCAAAAAACAAUUGCGAAUAACGUGACCAGAGGUCUCAGUCUGUUUGAAGACCACCUGUAUUUUUUGUUGCCCAACGGUUACAUGGGAAAAUGUAGAUUGUAUGGGGAGAACGUUUUUUGUGAUAGUUUCAGACUAAAUGGGUACCAGAACGGACUGUUUGCGAUAAUGCAAAAGUCUAGGCAACCCGAUGGGGUUAAUGGGUGCGAUUCGCACAACUGCACCCAUCUGUGCAUACCCAGCGAAAUCAAACCAAGAUGCGUUUGUGAAAUUUCCCAUAUUGUUGAUGAAGGAAUUGACUGUCAUGCAGACCAGAAUGAAAAACUAAAUAACAUCAAAAGGCCUAAACUCCAAGUGGAUUACGACAAUAUCCAGAAGAUUCCUGUAAAUCAGAAAAGUUCUGGCUCAUUAGCUGCAGGAAUUAUAGCACCCUUGAUUAUAAUAGCUAUAUGUAUUGCUGCCUAUUACGUAUUUAAAAGGAAAAGUUCUGGUAAAUUCAAUGUAAGUGUUCGUUUUCAAAAUCCUGUUUUUGGUGCUCUGAAUAAUGCUCUUGAUGAACGAAUUCUCUCCCCUGAUCAACACGAAUAUACAAACCCCAUUUAUAAUUUCAAAGAUGAGGAUAAAAGAGAAUAAAAUGAAACUUUUGAAUUAAUAAAAUGUGAAACAUGAAAAAAAAAGGAAGACACAAAUACAUUAACGGACAUAUCACCCAAAAAAAAAAAA
Molecule: messenger RNA, 5694 nt
Organism: Agrilus planipennis (emerald ash borer)
Lineage: Eukaryota; Metazoa; Arthropoda; Insecta; Coleoptera; Buprestidae
Gene: yl
Product: vitellogenin receptor
Exons: 20
Coding region: 13-5604 (1863 amino acids)
Molecular function (GO): calcium ion binding; protein binding
Source: RefSeq, a predicted model, not a curated record